Phoenix dactylifera (date palm) is the source of this 1449-nucleotide messenger RNA. Its product is annotated as lipase-like. NCBI's taxonomy places the organism in Eukaryota, Viridiplantae, Streptophyta, Magnoliopsida, Arecales, Arecaceae. The record is from RefSeq and is a predicted model, not a curated record. Gene Ontology annotation, biological process: lipid metabolic process.
ACUAAGACCUUGCCUCCUUCGGCUUCCUUCCAUGUCCGGCCUCUAACCUAAUCCCCAUCUCUCCGAAUUCCUGCACCUUCGCCGCGAGAAUCCUCCCAUUAACCUACAGAAGGAAUAUAUCCAUCCGAAGGUUCAUGGGACGAUUUUUGUGGUUACUGGUGCUAAUUGUGAUCAGCUUAUUCGCAUGUUCUGGAGGAAGAGAGAUUAAGCUCAAGCGUGAGGAUAACGGUCUUAUUUACAAUCAAACUCUUGCCAAGAUACUCGUGGAAUAUGCUUCUGCUGUGUACAUAUCCGAUCUUACUGAACUUUUUACAUGGACCUGCUCAAGGUGUAAUGAUUUGACGAAGGGAUUUGAGAUGAUAGAACUGGUUGUUGAUGUGCAGAAUUGCUUACAGGCAUUUGUUGGAGUGGCCCAUGAUCUGAAUUCUAUCAUUAUUGCAUUUAGAGGCACCCAAGAACACAGCAUACACAAUUGGAUCGAAGACUUGUUCUGGAAGCAGCUUGAUCUGAACUAUCCAGGCAUGCCAGAUGCAAUGGUGCACCAUGGGUUUUACUCUGCUUACCAUAACACGACUCUACGUCCUGUGAUUCUAAGUGCUGUUCAAAAUGCUAGAGAGUUAUAUGGGAAUAUUGACAUCAUCGUUACAGGGCAUUCAAUGGGAGGGGCUCUGGCUUCCUUUUGUGCACUUGAUCUUUCUGUUAACUAUGGAAUGCAAGAAGUUCAGCUCAUGACCUUUGGACAACCUCGUGUUGGCAAUGCUGCUUUUAUAUCCUACUUCAUCAAACAUGUACCACGUACUGUUCGGGUGACAAAUGAGAAUGAUAUAGUGCCACAUCUGCCACCAUACUAUACUUAUUUCCCUCGAAAGACAUACCAUCAUUUCCCAAUAGAGGUAUGGCUGCAUGACAUAGAAGGAAACCAGACAUAUGUGGUUGAGAAGAUUUGUGAUGGUUCUGGGGAAGACCCAGCUUGUAGCAGGUCUGUGCAUGGAAACAGCAUAUCGGACCAUCUUAAGUACUACGGCAUCGAAUUAGGGUCUGACAGUUCAGGCUCCUGUAAAAUAGUAAUGGAUAACAGUAUUGGACAGUACCAUACUGACCUUGGUGGCAGCAUUAUCUUGUCAAGGGAUCCUACCACAUCAUCAUUCUUAAAAUCAAAGUUAUCAACAGAUGUACAUAGUAGCCCUGUACGGUAUUCAUUUACUGAUUUGUGAAUUGAGGCUAAAAGAUUUGGUAAUUCUUUACUUGCCCAAAGUCUGAGGGAAAUUUGUGUGUAUUCAAUAUGAAUGGUUUUCUUAUUCUUCCAUGGUCGCUGAGGGUGUAUAUAUAAAUAGCCUUUGUAACCAAUGGAACUCCAGAUUACAUUGGUGGUUCAUAGUAUUCUUACAUAAAAUAUGUUAGCACUGAUCAAGCUGCUUGAUUGAACAGUGUGGUUUCUGUUUUAUUUUA